This is a messenger RNA of Knipowitschia caucasica, 285 nucleotides long. Lineage: Eukaryota; Metazoa; Chordata; Actinopteri; Gobiiformes; Gobiidae. The record is from the annotation of a GenBank genome assembly.
AUGGGGGUGGAGUAUGAGGAUGUUGUGGGAGGUGGUUUAUGGGGGUUUGUGGGGUGUGGUGGGUGGGGGGUUGUGGUUUGGUGUGUGGUUAUGGGAUUAUGGAGGUGGUUGGGAGGUGUGGGUAGGGUUUAUGUGGUUGUUGAGGAGAGGGUUUUGGAGAAUGUUCGUGGGGGGAGUAGGGUGUGGGAUGUUGGGAGGGGGGGGGUGAGUGGGGGGAUUGGGUGUGUAUUGGGGGGGGAGGAGGGGGGUUGGUUGGGUUUAGGUGGGGGUUGGUGGGGUGGAUGA